Molecule: messenger RNA, 1495 nt
Organism: Hydractinia symbiolongicarpus
Lineage: Eukaryota; Metazoa; Cnidaria; Hydrozoa; Anthoathecata; Hydractiniidae
Product: neurocalcin-delta-like
Exons: 3
Coding region: 571-1122 (183 amino acids)
Molecular function (GO): calcium ion binding
Source: RefSeq, a predicted model, not a curated record
AUCAAAAGGCAAGAUUUGAACAAAAACACUUCUAUCUAUCAACUCAUACAGAUGCGUUUGCUCUCCAUCCUAGAUACUUUUUCUGCAUAAAUAAUGUAUUACAAGAAGAAAAAGAAAUUAAAUAAAAGAAGAAGAAUUUUGACUUUUGAAGAGCGUUGUAUUAAAGGCGAGGAUAUUUUAAUUGUGUCUUUAUAUAUGUAUAUUUUUGGUUUUGCGUUGAAGUUUUGUGGCAACGUUUUAAUAUCUGUAAAUUUUUUGACUGAAGAGUAAAUACGAACGUCAAAUAGAUCAAAUAAGGUUAAUUGAAAGCUUCUUGUUAAUGUUUUUGUUGUUGUAUUCGCGCUGAUUGGGUCAUUUUAUAUUAAAGCGUAUUUUACUGAUGAAAUUUAAAGUGUGCAAAAAGAAAGAACAUAUUGAGAGAUAGCGAUCAUUCGCGUCAUAAAGCCAGCAAAAGACAUUUGUAUUUAGUAUAUACCCACAAAUUCAUUCGCUGUGAGAUGCUUUAAUAUUACCAAUUCUAUAAAAUUGAAUCAUCUACACAGAAACUUAGUGAAAAAGAAAUUACAAAUCAUGGGUCAAAAUCAUCCGAAACUCGCACCCACACAAAUCGAAGAUUUAACGAAACGAACAGUGUUCACACGUGAAGAGUUGAAAUUGUUGUUUGAGAAGUUCAUUACAGAUUAUCCCACAGGGUAUAUGACCAAGGAGCAAUUCACAAAAGUAUAUCGCGACUAUUACAAAAAAGGCGACUGCAAUACAUUCUCCGAGCACGUGUUUAGAGUCUUCGAUGUUAAUCACGAUAACCGAAUAGAUUUUCGAGAGUUCAUUUGCUCGCUAUCCCUCACCACUCGCGGAAGCAUCGAGGAGAAAUUGCAUUGGGCCUUUAAUAUGUAUGACGUCAACGGGGAUGGGCGUGUGUCGAUUGCAGAGGUUGGAAACAUCGUAAAUAGUGUACAAGCCUUAGUCAACGCUAAAGAUAAGAACUUAAACAGCGACAAAAUAGAGCAGAUAUUUCAUUUUUACGAUAAUAAUCAAGAUGGUACCUUAACAGUGGAUGAAUUUAUAAGAGGUUCAAAAUCAAAUCCAAUGUUUAUGAGAUUAUUAACCGACUAUAUACAGUAAUAGAAACGUUGUUUUCACUAUAAUUCUCUACACAGUUAGGGUUAGGGUGGGGGGUGGGGGGAAGGGGUUAUACUUAAAACGCUUUGCCAUUAAUAUUUUUUUUUUUGGUAAAAUUUCUUUGGGAAAAGAGUAGCGAGUCAUUCUUACAUUUUAAUUUUAUUUCUAAAAUAUUUCUAGUUUUUUCGUGAUGAGCAAAGUGUCAGUAAGGUAUAAUUCCUGAAUAAAAUGCAAUUAUAAAUACUGAUGCUGCUGAUAUAUUUAAUGCAUCAGCUCUUAUCAUCGAAGACGAAAUACGUUGUGAACAGUUGACUGUCACCAAGAGAAAUGUUUAAAAAACAUUCGUAUGACUUUAACAAAGAUGAUUUACAUAGAA